GUCCAAGAUUUUCUCUGUCUAGAAAAUUUCGAAAUCUUUCUUCACAAGUGCUAUUGCCCAUUGCUACGCGUAGUUGUUGAAGAGACUAGAGAGAGAAAAAGAGAGAAAAUGGCGGAAAAAAGUUAAAGGGGAAAAGAGAAAAAGAUCCCAAUAAAUCAAGCAAAAAAAAAAGGAAAAAAAGUUGCAGAAAAAAGAAACUUUCUUUGCUUCAGUCUUUUUUCUUUCUUUGCUUUGUUUUUCCCCUUUUAAUCUAAAUGGUGUUGUGGUGUUAGCCAUUCCUCAUAUUUCUCUUCUAUAUUUCCUCUUCUUUUGCCAUCUAUUUUGAUUUUUUGUUUUCCUCUCUCAUUUUUAACUUUUUUUUUUUGAAAUUCCAUAUUCAGCUGACUGUCACCUUUUAUAUUUCUCUCUCUCUAUUUUUUUUUAGUUUUUGUUAAAAAUCUCGAAAAAUAAGUGGAUCUUGCUGCUACCCAUUUCAUUUUUUCACCGACCCAUAAGCAGGGUUUCGAAAAAAAAGUGACCUUUUUUUUUGGCCCCCUUGUACCCCAUUUCUGGAUUCACAUUUGAGUUUCUGGGUUUGGGAUUUUUGGUGAUGAAUUUGAGGUUCAUAUUUGCGUGAUCCAUAUUUAGGGUUUGGGUUUUUGAUGAUUUGGUAUAUUGAGGAGGGUUUAAGCCAUUUUUUUUGUUUUUGGGUUUUUUCUGGGUUCAAUUAGAUUGAAUCCUAUUUAGUGUUUCUGAGUUUUGAAGGAACUGUGUAGUGGUCCAGUUACUUCAAAGAGUCCUUGGGCAACUUCACCAGCUUUCUUCAUUCAGUCAUUUGAUGACAUAUAUCAACAAUAUUUGAGGCAUUUUCACACAUUGGAUUUGACAUUUCAGUAUUUUUAAGCUGAGGAUAUGAGUAUGACAAGUGAAAGCGAUGACAGGAUGACAUCACAAGAUGGGAUGGAUUCGCCAUCUGUCGAAGAAGCUUGUGGUGGAGGAAAUACUGGAGGAGGUCUACCACUAAAAAAAGGCCCCUGGACUUCUGCAGAAGAUGCAAUUUUAGUGGAGUACGUCACGAAACACGGUGAGGGGAACUGGAAUGCUGUCCAAAAGCACUCAGGACUUGCUCGGUGUGGUAAAAGUUGCCGUUUGCGGUGGGCCAAUCACCUGAGACCAGAUCUAAAGAAAGGUGCAUUCACUCCUGAGGAAGAGCGGCGCAUAAUUGAACUGCAUGCUAAGAUGGGGAACAAAUGGGCACGAAUGGCUGCUGAGUUGCCUGGGCGCACAGAUAAUGAGAUAAAGAACUACUGGAAUACCAGAAUAAAGAGAUGUCAGCGUGCAGGCUUGCCAAUUUACCCUCCAGAUAUUUGUUUUCAAUCGAUUAGCGAAAACAAACAAAAUGAGGAGUUGGGUACAGUUUCCUCUGUAGAUACACAAUAUCCCGAUUUCUUGCCAAUGAACAAUUAUGAGAUUCCAGCAGUGGAAUUCAAAAGGUUGGAGUUCAAUCAGCAGUUGUGUCCACCAGCACUUCUUGAUAUUCCCACUGGUGGUAUACUUGAUAUUCCUGGAAGAAGCCUGUUGGCACAGGGUCUUAAUUCUGCUUAUUACAGUCGAUCAUUCCUCUCAACAGUGCAUCCAGCCAAGCGUAUACGAGGCUCAGAAUCUCUGUUCUCUGGUUUAAAUGGUGAUUGUUCUCCAUCAAAAAAUGACGGUUCUUUUCCAACCUGCCAUCAAUAUCAGGAUCGUGGUUCUUUGCUUGCUCAGCCCAUGGGAUUUUCAUCUUCAUUUAAUCAAAAUUUAAUAUCUGAUCAUCACCCCUCAUCCUUGGGUGUAAUUCCUGGCAGCCAUGCCUUUUUAAAUGGCAACACCUCUUCUUCAGAGCCCUCAUGGGCAAAGAAGCUCGAGCUCCCUUCACUCCAAAGUCCGAUGACAAGCUGGGGCUUACUCUCUUCCCCUCUUCCUUCACUACAGUCUGUCGACACUUCAAUUCAGUCCCCUCCAACUAAGCAUACUGAAUCAUGCAAUCUGUCACCUAGGAACAGCGGUCUGUUGGACGCUGUACUUUAUGAAUCACAAACUAUGAGAGCUUCAAAGAGUAUCUUGCACCAGGAGAAUUCUGGUGAUGUGAUUGAUAAUUUAUGUCCUGAUCUCAUUGAGACUGAACGGGAAACAUAUGGUGAUCCAAUCUCUCCUUUAGGUUAUUCUGCUGCAUCGGUGUUUAGUGAAUACACCCCUACUAGUGGAAGCUCAUCAGAGGAGCCCCAAUUAGUGACAAUGCCAGCUUGCAAGGUUAAGCAGGAGAAGUUUGAUUUCGGACCCUAUGAUGGGAAGGACGACCCUUCAAACCUGAUCAUUUCCAGGCCAGACUACUUACUUGAAUCCAAUUGUUUUGGUUAUAUGCAAAACACUGUAAGACCCAUCUGGCACUGAAAUAUGGCUCUGAACUUUUUGAUGAUUAUACUCUGUUAGCCACAUUAUCAGGUCAAGGCUGUGGACAUAUGGUUAUUGUGCACGGGAUGCCAAGUCUAUCAUCUAGUCAAUAAGCUCAACAAGAUUAUGGUACUUUUAACGACUUGCAAACAUUUUUGUGAUGCAAACUUUGAUUGUUGUGUCAGCUAUUAAACGACUAUAGAAGACUGUAAUAUUUUUUUUUUAUGUUAGAUUGUCUUUAGAUAUUGAAACACAAAAUACUGCUUGUAUGCGGCUUUAAAUUGCCCGCCUUUCAAUUCCAUUGUGUUUGACCACGAAUGCAACACAUCUCCUUUGUGCUGGGAGAGAAGUGA
This is a messenger RNA of Solanum dulcamara, 2762 nucleotides long. RefSeq names its product transcription factor GAMYB-like. The record is from RefSeq and is a predicted model, not a curated record. NCBI's taxonomy places the organism in Eukaryota, Viridiplantae, Streptophyta, Magnoliopsida, Solanales, Solanaceae. The transcript is spliced from 5 exons. Bases 892 to 2409 code for a protein of 505 amino acids.